AGCGGCGAAUGCACCGGCCAGACAUUUUCGAUCGAACGAUUGUCCCGAAUAAGCACCUCGUCACAAAUGCACGACGUUCGAGUAUAGAGAGAAAGCACCAAUGACGUUAAUUCGCCUGUCGAAAUGCCCGAAAGCUGAUUACAUAAGCCAUCAAGUUCCAACUCCGCCAUCAGAGGGCCAAGGAAGAGUUGAUAUAAAGUUGACAGCUCGAACGAAGCAUACUUCACUUUUGCGCAUCCCGCGCCUCAAUGAAUGCUACCCUCGAGCCCCGAACCAGUGCAAGCUUUUGAAAUGAGUGUAUGAGAGGGCGCAUAUAAAACGGGAGGCUCGUCCCAUCCCCCCCUCACUGUUUCUGGUUCCCUAACACAUUUUGGCUCACGGUGACUUAUCGUUGAUCGAAAAGUUCACUUGAAAUCUGUUCAUACCUAGUAUUCAGAAUCUAAGUAGCCGCAAAUUCGCAUCGCUGGUAGCAUCAUGAAGUUCUUUUCUCUGCUUGUAGCCGUCUGCACUGUUCAAUCGGUGUUGGCCGCCCCUGCCUUGACGCCCCGUCAGGCUACUUGCCCCGACUGCGACCCCGCUUCGGGCUUGAACCGAUGUGAUGCGACUACAACCUGCAUCUCUCCCGGUGUCAGGAGCCUUGGCGAGAAAGGCUUCUGUGCCUGCAGAGAUGGAUUCAAGGCUAGUGCUCGCAACGGCAACACUGCCACCCACUGGCGAGUCAGCCGUGGCAGCAGCCGUGUGUACGUAUCACCCGGCACUGUUUGCAACACUGUCUGUAGCUCGAGGCGCUGUUCUGAGGUCCAUGUCAACACACUCAAUGUGUGUAAGAGGGAGGCAUCCACCUCCAGCUCUAGCACGCCAGUGGCCUCCUCCACGUCUCCUGCCGCACCCACGGCUGCACCAGCUGGCGGAGUCGCUGCUACCACAAACGCUGCUGUACUGGAAACGCAAUCCAUUGCUGCCGCUGCGUCUUCGGCUGCUGCUGCUGCAUUGUCCACUGCAGAUGCUGAAGUGUCGUCCGCAAUUGCUGCUGCUCUCACCGAGAUUGCCGCAGCCGCUUCUACCGAGAUUGCAGCUGCUGAAUCUACAGCGGCCGCACAGUACACCGAGGUAGUCGCGAGCGCGGCUGCCAUUUACACCGAGGCCGUUUCCACCGCAGCUGCCAUUGAAGCGAGCGCUCUUGCGGCAGCCACCAGCGAUGUUGCUGCGGCCGCCACUCAAGUUGCUGCCAUCGAAUCAUCCGCCGCCGCUGCCUACACCGAAGCAGUCUCCAGUGCUGCUGCAGCUGCUUCAAGCAUCGCGGCCGCCGCGGUUACCGACGAAGCUGCGGUCGCUUCCACUGCGGCUGCUGCAUUCACUGAGGCAGUCUCCGCUGCCGCUGCCAUUGAAUCGAGCGCCUUUGCUGAGGCAACCAGCAUCGUUGCCGCUGCUGAAACUCAGGCUGCUGCUAUCGAGUCGUCCGCCGCUGCUGAAUUCACUGAGGUCGCCUCCAGCGCGGCAGCUGCUUUCACUGAAGCUAUUUCUGACGCGGCUCAGGUUGCUUCGAGCAUCAUUGCCGCGGCUUCAACGGCUGCCGCCGAAGAGCCUGUGUUUACUAUCCCCGUAGAGCCUUUCACCAGCGAGCCCACCGCUUCCGCCGAAGUGCCUGUCUUCACCCUCCCGCUCUUCACCGCUGAAAAUACGGCCGCUGCCGAGGAGACAUCCGCCCCCGAAGUGCCGUCUCAACCCGGUGCCACCACGCUUACCUUCAUUGAGCCCGCUGCAACCAAUGGCGUUUAUAUUCCUGAGAUUUCUGCAACCAUCCCGGUCGAUCAGGACACCACGAUCGUCUUUUACAACACUGUCACCGCCACCGACGGCGCUCCACCCGCUGUGGAGACGACUCUCGUCAUCGUGGAUGCUCCUUCUACCUCGACCGCCGGAGAACAGGGUUCACCUGCUGUAGGCACAUCUAUCGUUCAGAUCCCUGGUGCCAUCACCUUGACGCUCCUCGAACCUGCACCCGCAACCACCGCUGCUGCCGGCGGCGACGAACCUGCUGCCUCCGCUACAGUCAUCGUCAUCGUUGAGCCUGCACCUACUACCACUGAAGAGGUCGCUUCUGAAGACACUACUGCACCUGCCGCCUUCCCGAUCGCCACCAUCGGACCUAUUCCCGCGACUCUCUCAGCUCCUGCAUCUGAAGAGACCACAGUGGUGAACGAGGAAGUACCAGCUCAGACAACCGAGGUGAUUCCGGCUCCUGGGACGACCACCGAGAUCAUCGUCAACCCCGUCUUUGCUUCCACCACCGAAGGCUCCUCUCCUGAAGAAACGGAGCCUGUGGCUGUCGCAACUACCGUUGUCGUUAUCGAGCAACCUGAGCCUACGACCGCUGCUGCCGAGGAAGGAACCACUCUUCAGAUCAUUCCCACGGACGCGGUUCUUACAAACGGAGCGGAAAUUCCUUUGACUGCAACGUAUCUUCCCCCCGCUGCCGAAGCGACCAGCAUCCCUGAAGCUGAGGUUACCACCGAAGCUGUAAUCAUUAACCCCGUUCCGCAGACCACCAUCGUUCGCCCCGGUCCCGCUACCGUUGGCUCCGUUGCGGUACCCGGGGAGACAUCCGAGGCGGCUUCCGCUGGAGAGACCACUGCGGCCGCUGCUCCCGAAACCACCACCGAGGCCGUCGUAGUUGAGCCAGCACAAAGCACCAAUGCCGUCGAGGCCACUAGUGAGGCUCCAGCUGAACCUGCCGCAUCCUCGGUUAUCAUUGGAAGCUCCACGUUCGCUUUGACCAAGCCUGCAACUAUCCAAGCCACCUCGACCGUCGUCGCCACGCGCCCUGCGGCGACCACUGAGGCUACUGCUCCGCAGGGUACAUCCAAGCCCGCCACGUCUAAGCCCGCUACAUCGAAGCCCGCCACGGCCAAGCCCGCUACAUCCAAGCCCGCAACGUCGACUCGCGCGGUCACUCCCGCCAGCAGAACCUCUUCGCCUCUCGUGAGCCCCACCCCUCUCGCCCUCCAAUGCCCCACCUGCCAACCCGACGGCAACGUUGCUGCCUGUGAUGACACGGCUGCUUGCGUGCGUGUGAACAAGAAGAACGUGUGCGCUUGCCCCUACGGAUACAAGGCGAGCCAGAAAAACUCCGACUUGGCCAGCCAGUGGCGUAAUACUGUUGCCGACUCGAUCGUUCUGGUCGCUCCGGGAGUCUCUUGUGAGACUCGCUGCUCUGGUUCGGGCAAGAACAGGUGCAAGGAAGUCGCUGUCAAGAAGUGCGUCUAAGGAAAACAUAUCGUGACUUGGAAAGGAUUGUAUGAAGUUGACGGAUUAUGGAGAGCAUGU
Fimicolochytrium jonesii is the source of this 3327-nucleotide messenger RNA. RefSeq lists its product as uncharacterized. NCBI's taxonomy places the organism in Eukaryota, Fungi, Chytridiomycota, Chytridiomycetes, Spizellomycetales, Powellomycetaceae. The record is from RefSeq and is a predicted model, not a curated record. The transcript has 11 exons. Bases 475 to 3267 code for a protein of 930 amino acids.